Messenger RNA from Pogonomyrmex barbatus (red harvester ant), 881 nucleotides. RefSeq lists its product as uncharacterized. NCBI's taxonomy places the organism in Eukaryota, Metazoa, Arthropoda, Insecta, Hymenoptera, Formicidae. The record is from RefSeq and is a predicted model, not a curated record.
UCUGCAUCCCCCCCUCUAUGCUCCCGCCGAUAAUCCUAAUGUCUUUGCAAUUGCUCGUGUAUGAUCAAUAAAACAAACUAAUGUGAUAUCGCAAUAUUUUACUCUACCUGCAGGUUUCUCAAGAUGGAGAGCGUGGUUGUGGAAUAAAACAGUUUGCGACCAAAAAACACGAAAAACUUUUGCAUAAAACUUUUGAGGUUAUGAAAAUUGUUGCCGGCAAGAAACAAAAGCAAAUCGCAAAAAUGUUUACAAAUAUGUUCAGCUUAGAAAAACUACGUGGCCGUGAGAAUUUCGCUACCUGGAAGUUUAGCAUAAAAACUUAUUUGGAACAUGAGGAUCUAUGGCAGUGUGUGGAACCGAGUCCUGGCAAAAAUGUUGAUCCUGCCAAGGACGUGAAAGCAAAAGCCAAGCUGAUUCUCUUACUAGAGCUUCACAAUUAUGUGCAUGUUCAGGAUUGCCAUACCGCCAAGGAGACGUGGGACAGCCUUCAAAAAGCUUUUGAUGACAGCGGAUUAACCAGGAAAGUAGGCUUCUUGAAGGACUUGAUCACGACCACAUUGGACUCCAGCAACAAGAAGAGUACCUUAGCAAGAUUAUUAAUACCGCUCAUAAGCUGCGGAAUAUAAAUUUCAAUUGUUGACGAGUGGCUUGGCACGUUGAUGUUGGCUGGUCUUCCAGACAUGUAUAAUGAUGAUAAUGAGAUUUGAAAGUUCAGGUACAAAAAUCAGUGCUGACCUGGUAAAAACAAAGCUUCUCCAGGAAGUGAAGCUCACUGACUUCAGUACAGCAUUCUACUCAAACUUAGCCAAAGGUAAGCCGCCACAGAAACUGAAAGGACCGGGAUGCAAUAAGUAUGGGCACUACGCAAGGUUUUGUAAAAA